Molecule: messenger RNA, 3216 nt
Organism: Rhea pennata
Lineage: Eukaryota; Metazoa; Chordata; Aves; Rheiformes; Rheidae
Gene: GDPD1
Product: glycerophosphodiester phosphodiesterase domain containing 1
Exons: 10
Coding region: 27-965 (312 amino acids)
Biological process (GO): N-acylethanolamine metabolic process; glycerophospholipid catabolic process
Cellular component (GO): endoplasmic reticulum membrane
Molecular function (GO): phosphatidylcholine lysophospholipase A1 activity; phosphoric diester hydrolase activity
Source: RefSeq, a predicted model, not a curated record
GGGAGCGGCCGAACGAGGGGCGCGGGAUGUCGGCGACGCUGUACGUGCUCUCCACGCUGGGCGGCUACGUCCUUACCUCAGCGCUUCUCCUCAAGUGCCCGGGGCUGCUCCACCGGCCCAAGCGGCAGCGCUUCCGCUGCCGGCACAUCUCGCACCGCGGUGGUGCUGGAGAGAACCUGGAAAACACAAUGGCAGCCUUUCACCAUGCGGUUAAUAUAGGAACAGACAUGUUGGAGCUAGAUUGUCACCUGACAAAAGAUGAGCAAGUGGUUGUAUCCCAUGAUGAGAACCUGAAGAGAUCAACAGGAGUUGAUGUCAAUAUAUCAGAUCUCAAAUACUCUGAACUUCCUCCAUACCUCUGCAAAUUGGAUGUCACAUUUCAGAAAGAAUGCCACUGUGAGGGUAAAGAUAACCGUAUUCCACUCCUGAAAGAGGUGUUUGAGGCAUUUCCACAAACUCCUGUCAACAUUGACAUCAAAAUGAACAACAAUGUGUUGAUCAAAAAGGUUUCAGAGCUGGUGAGUCAGUAUAAGCGAGAACACUUGACUGUUUGGGGGAAUGCCAAUUACGAGGUUGUAUCAAAGUGUCGUAAGGAGAAUGCUGAUAUUCCAAUCAUCUUCUGUUUGCAACGUGUCCUCCUCCUUGUUGGCCUGUUCUACACUGGUCUGUUGCCAUUUAUUCCUUUCAAAGAAGAAUUCUUGGAAAUUCCAAUGCCUUCAAUCAUCCUCAAGUUGAAAGAACCACAAAAGAUGACAAGAAGCCAGAAAUUUAUUAUCUGGCUAGCUGACACAUUGCUAAUGCGUAAGGCACUUUUUGACCACCUCACUGCACGAGGCAUUCAGGUGUACAUUUGGGUACUGAAUGAAGAACAAGAAUACAAAAGGGCAUUUGAUCUGGGAGCCACUGGAGUGAUGACAGACUAUCCAACAAAGCUUAAAGAAUUUUUACACAAUUAUCCAGCGUAAAGGAAAAAAAUCGGAAAGAGCUUGCAGAAUAGAUUGAGACAAGGAUUUACUUAAAUGUUUUCAGCAAUGUACACCCAAAUCAUUUUGAAAGAUAUAACUGGAUGGUCUAUUGCCUUGUUGUCAAGUUGCUAUAUAAUAUAAAAAUUGUCUAUUUAUUUUAAAAUUUUAAUUGCAUAGUUUACACUUGUAAAUAGUUUGUUUAGCAAGGGUGCACUUCACUAAUAGUGAUGACUAGGAAUAAAGUUGUUGGCUAGAGUACCUGUAGAUCAUAAGCGUUAUUUUACCUGUCACAUGUGUCCCUAAGCAAACAUCAGGGUGUGACAAUUAUUCCAAUCACAUUCUAGUGGGCAGAAACUAAAGAAUUUCUGAAAUCGUAGGCUCUCUAUAUAUUACUUGUGUUGCUUUUAGUUUUCAGAUAACUUGUAGGGCAAAAAGAAAAACAACACAUGGGAGAAAUAGAAAGCAGAAUAUGUGAUUAUCUAGAUAGUUUAGCCUGCAAAGUGUAGUCAGUGAAGGCAGUCACUCUUUUACCAAAAUUAACUCACUUGGUCAAUAUAGAUUUACUCAAUUCUUUCUGAUAAGAAUGUUGAGUUUGAGUUAUGAUUGUAUUUGGUCCCCUUUCUGAAGUGAUGGUAAUACUGUGAUUUAUUGGUCGAGGUCUAGAGUAAGCAUUUAAGCUGGGUUCUGGAGUCACUUGCUGUGUGUUCUGGGCACCCCUACCAGAGUCUAGGUUUGCCCCUGCUUCUGCCAUGCUACCAAGGUAUGGCAGCAGCUAAUUCCCAGAAGGAGGAUUACACCUUCUAUAGACUUUUUGAAAUAAUCUUUUCACAAGGGAAACCUAUAUUUUAGAGACAUCUUUUGCACUUUUGUUGUUCUAAUAUUCUUUGGCUUGAUGGAUGGGAAAUUAUUUUCAGGAUGAGGGAUGAAGACGACUUAAGCUUGGUCAGGAGAUUCAGGAACAACUUAAAAGAUUCCUAGGAGAGUAACUCACCCAAAGCAGAUCUAUAUGUAUACUUGUCAGAGGAGGAGCAGGUGUCAGUCUAGGAUCUGUGUAAACUUACGGUAUUUUCUCUCCACAAGAAUCCAUUCAAUAUUUGUGAAGUUUUUUUACAUGGACACAGGAAUAGGAGGAUUCCCCUACGGGGAACGGGGACAUUCUACUGGAAAAAGUUAGGAAACCCCAAGUGUGACAGAAUAGGGAUAGAUAGGGGCUAGGUGAACAGGUGCCAUUGUUUUUUGGUGCUGCCAUGUUAGUGUUGCGAUUUUUCAGAAAGAAUUUGAUAAUUUUAGUCUAAUUAUACACAAUAACUGAUAUGAAGCUCAGUCACUUAAUCAUCAGAUAUUGCUGGAACAAAGCUAUUGUUCAGUGAUGUCAUUGACUUAUUUUAAGACACUUCUAUGUAGAAGUAGAACAAACUACUGCAUUUAUAGUUUAAGUGAACACAUGGUGAUGGAGGCAAAUGAGUUAAUAGUGUACUUUUUUAAUAUGUAUAUGGCUCUAAAUAGACAUAGAUUCAGUUUCUUCUUAAUUUAAUCAAGCUUGUUGCAUGUUGAACAAAAGAGAGGAAAAAGCAACUUCCUAAGUAUUCCUAGGAAAAAAAGAUUUGAUGAUUUAUUACAUACUAAGCUUCUUAUCUGCCCUUCAAACCAGUUACACUCUGGUCAGAUAACUGCUAAUAACCAAGUUAGUGACAAUUUUGCUUGUUUUCUAAUAGUCAGAGAAUAGUUAUAGAAUAGGCUCCAAAUACAACUCAGUAGGUAAAAGAAAAAAUUCUACCCUUUCUGUCUUAAUUUGGUUACUAUCCAGUAUGUUGUUCCAGAUAGUAAAUUUGUGUGAUUUGGUGUUUUUCUGCUCAAUUUUAUUGUUAUCAGAUAUUCAGCACAUACUUUCAUUAAGAUGCAAACGUAAUUCUAAUUUUAGAGAAUACUACUCUCACUUUAAAAAUAAAACUGUUGUUUAAGAUGGGAAAACCUAAGUUUUACACUCCUGAUUUCUGGACUUGAGCUCUCAAGGGACAGGUGAUAAGUUAUUUUCUUUCAAGUUUCCCUCAUCACUGUGUAAAUCAACUAUUUUGCUAUAGUCUAUAUUGAAUCACAAAGUGUGGUUAUUAAUGACAAACGUGCAUUUUUUUCAUAAUUUCAUUUUAAUUUUCCUUUUUCUUUAUAGCAGUGGAGGAGGAAACUUCUGCCUCAAAGAUGCUCAGCACAUUCUUCAAUCACUAGUCUUCCUAUGUGUGAUGUAGCUUUUGAC